Molecule: messenger RNA, 657 nt
Organism: Suncus etruscus (white-toothed pygmy shrew)
Lineage: Eukaryota; Metazoa; Chordata; Mammalia; Eulipotyphla; Soricidae
Gene: PLAAT5
Product: phospholipase A and acyltransferase 5
Exons: 5
Coding region: 1-657 (218 amino acids)
Biological process (GO): N-acylphosphatidylethanolamine metabolic process
Cellular component (GO): cytoplasm
Molecular function (GO): A2-type glycerophospholipase activity; glycerophospholipid phospholipase A1 activity
Source: RefSeq, a predicted model, not a curated record
AUGGCACCGUUGGUCCAACUCUCGGGCAGGAAACUGUUACGGUCCUUGGAACUGCGCCGAAGCUUGCGGCGAGGGGAGCGGGCCACAAAAAAACUAGAGACCACAUUCAACCAGAAGAUGGCAGAGUUGGAUUUCACUUUGAAACAUGAGACUGAAGGCGAGUUAACCAAGCAGGAAGUUGAGGAAAAGGCAAGACCCCAACCCGGAGACCUGAUUGAGAUCUUUCGCAUUGGCUAUGAGCACUGGGCUAUCUAUAUGGAAGAUGACUGCGUGGUUCACCUGGCUCCCCCAAGUGAAGAUUUCCAGGUGGGCAGCAUCACAUCCAUCUUUAGUAACCAGGCAGUGGUCAAAUACAGCCGGCUGGAGGAUGUGCUGCAUGGCUGCUCCUGGAAGGUGAACAACAAAUUGGACAGCACCUACCUGCCACUGCCCGUGGACAAGAUCAUCCAGCGCACCAAAGAGAUGAUCAACCAGAUAGUGCAAUACAACCUGCUUGAGGGCAACUGUGAGCACUUUGUCAACGGCCUCCGAUACGGCGUGCGCAGGAGUCAGCAGGUGGAACACAUCCUGACGGAAGGAGCCAAGGCAGCGGGAUCCAUUAUUUCUGCCAUCGCGGAUAGCAUCAGCUCCAAAUCUGUAACUUCCAGAAGAUGCUGA